Messenger RNA from Heterobasidion irregulare TC 32-1, 516 nucleotides. RefSeq lists its product as uncharacterized. The record is from RefSeq and is a predicted model, not a curated record. Bases 1 to 516 code for a protein of 171 amino acids. NCBI's taxonomy places the organism in Eukaryota, Fungi, Basidiomycota, Agaricomycetes, Russulales, Bondarzewiaceae. The transcript has a single exon.
AUGUUGAGACAGCCAGUCGCCAUCUCAAGAGCGCUGCGAAUGGCCACUAGCAGCAGAAUGGGUGUGAGAUACGCACCCUACGAACAGCAACCCAGGCCAGCCGCGGCGCAACCAGAGGGCACUGUUGUGGGUGGAGCAGGUACCUGUGAAGGCUUCAAGGGAAACACCCUCAGCCAGGCUACUAUUACAUCAAGGCUGUCCGCUCGCAGGAAUGAUACUGCGAACGGACAGGGUCCUGAGGCUGUACAGUCGUCGGGCGGAGGGCGGACUCGCCAACAGGCCACCAUGCGGGCGCCCAAGGUGGACGAGCGACAGACUCCGUACUUGAGCACGGACUGGAACUGCCAUGAUUGCCAGAGAGGGUAUGCGCGAGAAUACGAGCUCAAGCGGCACCGUAGCACCACAAGAUCUCACGUGGAAGCGUCGUUGACGUGCGACCAAUGCAAGAACAGCGACACGUUCAGCCGGCCGGACGCGCUCCUCACUCACAAGCGGGCAUUCCACGGGUGGCCCUGA